UUCGAAAAUACAACAAAAACCAUCCGAACCGCGAUUAAUCCGUGGAUCUGCCAUUCGGUGCGAACGCACACCCCUGCUGAUGACUACCUGAGAGACGUCUGUCUCUCUCUCUGCUGUACUCUACUCUGCUUAUGCUGCUCUUACUCGAAGCUAGGGUUUCGAUUUCGAUUCGAACUCGACUAUAAUGGUUGAGAGAAGGAAGCCUUUGGUAUUGUCUUCAACCAAAGCUCUCAUCAAUUCGUUACUGAAUUCAUCAAAACCUCAACAAAUCCAUGGAAUUGACCCAACUACCCCGGCGUCCGGCAAUGAAAGCACUCCGUCUGUGCUGUUACCGGCGGGAAUUAUUCGAUUUUCGAAGGACAGAAAGGACAUUUUGGACCCCAAGGUCGCUUCUCUUGACGACUCUGCCUUGGUUGGGCUUCCGACGUCUGUGCUCAAGAAACUAUCGGUCACCUCAGGCUCAUUGAUAUUUGUCAAGAAUGUUGAGAUGAACGAACGGAGAAUUGGCCAAGCUUUUGUUCUAGAUCCUCCCUCCAUCCAUGAACAUUUGGGCGACAACAAAUUGCCUUUCCCCAAAUCUCCAAGAGUAAUGCUUGUGUUUCCUUCAUAUAGUUACCCCCAAAUUCACCAUGCACCAUUGGACCAAGAGGUUGCCUAUGUAUCUCCUCUACUGGCGUUUAACCUUAGCUUGCAUGUAUCAUGCUUCAAGUCUCUUGUUCACCAAGGUAAAGAGACUUUGGCAUCUCUAUUUGAAGUUAAAAUGGAUGAUCACACAAAUGGGAAGGGGAGUGAAACCUCUAUCAUCAGUUUAACACUUCAACCAUGUGCUGAAUUGCCAAGUUAUGCCUCACACUUGAGGAUUUCUUUUGUGAAGAUACCGGAAUGUGGUAUCCUUGAAUCUCUUAAAGGAAGUUCAUCUGUUGAAGCUAAAGAUCGUCAAGAGAUGAUUGAUUUGGCAUUACACAAAUACUUUGAAAAGGAUAGAUAUCUUGCCAGAGGUGAUCUUUUCUGUAUCUACAUCAAUUGGAAUUGCAAGUCAGCUAUGUGCAUUCCUUGCAGCCUAAAGAAACAAAAUGCCAGUGACGAGAUAAUCUACUUCAAGGUCAUGGCUAUGGAGCCGUCUGAUGAACCAGUUCUUAGAGUCAAUCGGAUGCAAACAGCACUUGUGCUUGGAGGGAGUGUUCCUUCUGCUGUUCCUCCAGAUCUGUUAAUUUCUAAGUCAAAAGAUUUUGUGCCUUUACAACGGGACACAGUCAAGAUUUUGGCCUCAAUACUUACACCACCUUUAUGCCCAUCAGCACUUUCAUCAAAGUUUAGAGUUGCUGUUCUGUUAAAUGGUUUGCCUGGGUGUGGCAAAAGGACUGUGGUUAAAUAUAUUGCUAGCCGAUUGGGCCUUCAUGUAGUAGAAUAUAGUUGUCAUAAUCUAGUGGGAUCCUCUGAAAGAAAGACAUCUGUUGCAUUAGCAGAAGCUUUCAAAACAGCUCGCAGAUACUCACCAGCAAUUCUUCUUCUCCGCCAUUUUGAUGUUUUGCGGAACCUGGUUUCUCAAAUGGGUUCGCCUCUUGAUCAAGUUGGUGUUACGUCUGAAGUUGCAUCUGUUAUCAGGGAAUUUACAGAGCCAGUUAUGGAAGAUGAAGACAUUUAUUAUGAAGAAAUUUCCAAUGAUGAUUCUCAAGGGAAGGGUACUGAAACAGUAAGCAGGCAUCCAUUGCUGUUAGUUGCGGCUGCUGACAGUUCUGAAGGUCUGCCACCAACUAUUAGGCGUUGCUUCACUCAUGAGAUUAGUAUCGGGCCUUUGACUGAAGAACAAAGGGUUGAAAUGCUGUCCCAGUCACUUCAUGAUGUUUCUGGAUUGCUUCCUAAUGUAGGUUAUUAUUUCUUGCAGGCUGCUUCAGAUGAUUUUAUAAAGGACAUAGUUGGACAGACAUCUGGUUUCAUGCCCAGGGAUUUGCAUGCUUUAAUCGCUGAUGCUGGUGCAAAUUUAAUUCCUAGGCAGAAUAUUCAAUUUGACAAAGCUGAGCCUGAGAUCUUGGGUGAGAAGAGAUCUAUUUUGCUCAAACCUGAGCAGGAUAAUAAGUCAUCUGAUGAUGCAUCUCGGGUUCUGGGUAAAGAAGACUUGAUCAAAGCUUUGGAGCGAUCAAAGAAGAGGAAUGCAUCAGCGUUGGGCACUCCAAAGGUUCCUAAUGUAAAAUGGGAGGAUGUUGGUGGGCUUGAGGAUGUUAAGAAAUCAAUUCUGGAUACUGUUCAGCUGCCUCUUCUGCACAAGGAUCUGUUUUCCUCUGGGUUACGCAAGCGCUCUGGUGUCCUUCUUUACGGUCCUCCGGGUACAGGGAAAACUUUAUUGGCGAAAGCUGUUGCAACAGAAUGCUCUCUGAAUUUUCUUAGUGUAAAAGGGCCUGAACUGAUCAACAUGUACAUAGGAGAAUCAGAGAAAAAUGUGCGCGACAUUUUUCGGAAGGCCAGAUCAGCACGUCCAUGUGUUAUCUUCUUUGAUGAACUUGAUUCUCUUGCUCCAGCCAGGGGUGCUUCCGGAGAUUCUGGGGGUGUUAUGGACCGUGUGGUUUCUCAGAUGCUUGCCGAGAUUGAUGGACUGAAUGACACAACACAGGAUUUGUUUAUAAUUGGAGCAAGCAACAGACCAGAUCUGAUUGACACAGCUCUUCUACGGCCAGGCCGAUUUGAUAAGCUGCUUUACGUUGGAGUUAAUUCUGAUCCAUCUUACAGGGAGCGAGUCCUUAAAGCGCUGACCAGGAAGUUUAAAUUGCACGAAGAUGUGUCUCUUUACUCGAUAGCAAAGAAAUGUCCCUCAAACUUUACUGGCGCAGACAUGUAUGCCUUGUGUGCAGACGCAUGGUUUCAUGCUGCAAAGCGCCAGGCUUUAGAUCCAAGUUCAGAUUCAUCUUGCACAGAUGAUCAAGCAGACUCCAUUGUUGUUGAAUUUGAUGAUUUUGUGAAGGUCUUAGGAGAGCUGUCACCCUCACUUUCUCUAGCGGAGCUUAACAAGUAUGAAUUGUUGCGAGAUCAAUUUGAAGGACGUUCAAGAUGAAUUCAAUUUAAGGUGAAUUCAAUUUGUACUGCUUUAUAUAGAUGUUCUUCCCUUCAUAUGUUUCAAUCACAGCAGUGACAAUUCAAAAUCGUAGAGUAAAAAACUCCUAUCGGGGCUGAUUUUCCUGUUUCUGACAGCAUACAACUUAUAUGUUGAAAAUUUUCUUGUCAGUACCCGGCCUACCUAUUAACCAUUUUUAGGAGACGGAAGCUUCUGGAUAUACUCUUUCAAAUUUUCAUUACACCCACCAUAUGGAUUGUAAUAUUUAGAAAGAAAGUCUUAUCCAAUUGAGUGUAGAAAGAUAUUUAGGUGCAUUUACAUGAUCUCUUGGAAGCCAAAUGGGGCUCUAUUUAGGUGCAUUUUUAUUAAAAUAUCAUUCUGGAUGUGUUUUUUGUAUAGAAUUUUUGUUUGCAAAUCACUUUCCUAAUACUAAUAUUUCAAUGUUAAUUCAGGUA
This is a messenger RNA of Camellia sinensis, 3501 nucleotides long. It is a transcript of the gene PEX6, whose product is annotated as peroxin 6. The record is from RefSeq and is a predicted model, not a curated record. Gene Ontology annotation, molecular function: ATP binding; ATP hydrolysis activity. Gene Ontology annotation, biological process: protein import into peroxisome matrix. Gene Ontology annotation, cellular component: cytosol; peroxisomal membrane. Lineage: Eukaryota; Viridiplantae; Streptophyta; Magnoliopsida; Ericales; Theaceae.